Messenger RNA from Paraphaeosphaeria sporulosa, 3254 nucleotides. RefSeq names its product Hira-domain-containing protein. Gene Ontology annotation, cellular component: HIR complex; nucleus. Gene Ontology annotation, biological process: DNA-templated transcription; chromatin remodeling; regulation of DNA-templated transcription. NCBI's taxonomy places the organism in Eukaryota, Fungi, Ascomycota, Dothideomycetes, Pleosporales, Didymosphaeriaceae. The record is from RefSeq and is a predicted model, not a curated record. Gene Ontology annotation, molecular function: protein binding; nucleosome binding. Bases 187 to 3231 code for a protein of 1014 amino acids. The transcript is spliced from 4 exons.
AACGUCUCGACACCCUGGUCCAACCUUGCAGUUGCUUCGCCAAGCAGCUCCCGUCGCGUCCAACGCUCUCCGCGACUUAACGAAUGACACGAUCCUGGCAUACUCCUCCUUCGCUCUCGAUAUAAAUCGCCUUUGCACAUGGUCGCCUCGUAGCAUGCACUCGUCUCCUACCUCGACGACGCGACCAUGCAUCUCGUGAAGCCGCAGUGGUUAACCCACCCAGGCGAUCUUAAAGACUUCGAAGUAUAUAGCUGCCACGUAUCGCCAGAUGGAUCGCGCCUGGUCACGGCUGCCGGAGACGGCUACGUGCGCAUAUGGUCCACCGAAGCAAUCCUAAACUCGGCCGAUCCCAACUACACCAAGCCCAAGCAAUUGGCCGCCGUCAACCACCACUCGGGCACCAUUCACACUGUGCGCUUCUCGCCAAACGGGAAAUACCUCGCGUCCGGCGCAGACGACAAGAUUGUCUGCGUAUAUGCACUCGACCCCAACGCGCCGGCGCAUGUGGCUUUUGGUUCCAAUGAAGUGCCGCCCGUCGAAAACUGGAGAGUCUUCCGCCGUCUCGUAGGCCACGACAACGACGUGCAGGAUCUCGGCUGGGCGCAGGACUCGUCCAUCUUGGUGUCAGUGGGAUUGGAUUCCAAGGUCGUGGUGUGGUCUGGCCACACCUUUGAGAAGCUGAAAACGCUAUCCAACGUGCACAGCAGUCAUGUCAAGGGCAUCACCUUCGAUCCUGCGAACAAAUACUUUGCGACCGCCAGCGACGACCGCACUAUCAGGGUCUUCAGAUUCAACUCCCCAGGGCCCAACGCCACCGCUCAGGACCAGGUCAACAACUUCACCCUCGAAAAGACCAUAACCUCACCUUUCCAAACUUCGCCGCUGACCACAUACUUCCGCCGCUGCUCAUGGUCCCCCGAUGGUGCCCACAUAGCAGCCGCAAACGCGACCAAUGGCCCAGUUAGUACCGUGGCGAUCAUAGCGCGUGGUUCAUGGGACGGCGAUAUCAGUUUAGUCGGCCACGAAGGACCAGUGGAGGUGUGCGCAUUUUCUCCCAGGAUGUUCCAUAAGGAACCACCCAAUCCGGACCCGAACGGCUUUCAGCCUCACAGCGUCACGGUGGUUGCGUGCGCGGGCCAGGACAAAUGCCUCAGCAUCUGGAAUACAAGUUAUGCACGGCCAUUCAUUCUCACGCAGGAGUUGGCCAUGAAGUCGAUGACAGACCUUGCCUGGGCGCCAAAUGGGGAGACGCUGUUUGUGACAAGUUUGGAUGGCAGUAUUCUAACGCUAGUAUUUGAGCCUGGGGAGCUUGGCUAUCCCGCGUCUUUGUCCGAGAACGAGAAAUCGCUGUCGAAAUAUGGCUCCGGUAGGCGAGCGGGAAUCAUUGAAAACACAGACGCAUUGCUCCUAGAAGAAAGCAGCAAGAACAGCGAGCUGCAGGGUGUGCAGGGUAGAAUGGGCGCUCUUAUGGGUGACGGCGGCGCAGUUCAACCUUCCAUCACCAACGGUAACGGUGCACUCCCGAGCGCACCUUCACUUACCAACGGCGCGUCAACAACGCAACCCGCACCACCCGCGGAACCACCUGCUGACGAACGUGUGGAGAAACUCAAACAGCGCGUCACGAUAAAGAAUGGCAAGAAGCGCAUUGCGCCCAUGCUAGUGUCAUCUUCAUCUGCAGUCGGGCCAUCUUCUCUGCCACAAACGCAGCUUAUCUCUGCAAACACCACAGCCGGUGGUAGUAACAGCAACCCGCACAACAUCCUCGAUCUAUCGAAACCAUACGACGGCUAUGGAAAAGGCGGUUUGACAGCCAUGCUCACCGGAAACAAGAGGAAAUUUGCCGAGAUCGAGGGCGACGAGGAUCGCCAAGUAGAAAAGCGCCUCGCAAAUUCGGUCAAACCUGGUGGAGCGGCGAUCGUCUUGAAUAGUGAGAACGGGCUCGUACCACCCGGAGCAAGCAAUGCUGGAAAACCAAAUGACGCAGGUCCCCCACAGGUCCUGCGACCUGCAAUAGUCAAUCCAGCGCUUACCGUCAGCCAAGUACGCAUGGCUGUCCCUAAACUAAGAAGCAUCAUCGUCCGAACCGCAGACGGCAAGGAGCCGCCGCAAGGUGCUAAAGCUGAUGCCGAUACAGUGAUUCUGGAGGCCAGGAAUGCUACGGCGCCUUCUAGGACAGGGCGUGCGCAAGACCACGACCCAGCCAGGAUUACCUGCUCGAGGGAAGGGAAGACGCUCUGGCAAGAUUUCCUUCCCAAGUCCGUUCUCCUCGUGACUGGCAACACCAACUUCUUCGCGGCGGCCUGUGAAGAUGGAUCUGUUUAUGCCUGGUCCCCAGCAGGACGAAGAACGUUGAAUGCACUAAUACUUGAAGCACAGCCAGUCAUCAUGGACUGCCGCGGAUGGUGGUUGCUUGCAAUAAGUGCAGUCGGUAUGUGCUAUGUCUGGAAUUUAAGAAACAUGUCCGCACCUCACCCACCAAUCUCUCUGGCGCCUAUCCUCGAUAUCGCUGCGCAUGCCCAGGGACCACAUUUGACGAGAUCACCUGGGAUCGUGUUUGCACGUCUCAACUCAGAAGGUCGGAUCAUCGUCGCGUUGUCUAAUGGCGAAGGGUACGCCUAUUCACCAGCAAUGUACGUCUGGCAACGCCUCUCCGAGCCGUGGUGGGCAGUUGGCAGUCAGUACUGGAACACAACCGACUCCUCUGUGGGUAACGUCACUUCGAAGUCCGACAGCGGCGCAGCUGGCAAAGAAAAGGAUGACCAAGUCUCUAUUGAGAACAUAUCAGCUGGCAUUAUCCCUAUGCUCGAGCGCAACACCACGAACCAGUUUCUUCUGACCGGUCGCGCAUUCUAUCUGCAGAGACUUAUCAAGGUCCUUAUCUCGGCGGAGGGCUACGAAAGCUUCGAGUCAUGUGCCUCUGUUGCGCAUCUCGAGAACCGCGUUGCCGCCGCCAGGGCACUUGGCGCGAGGUCGGAGUUCAAGAUAUACCUGUCGAUGUACGUCAAGCGCAUCGGAGCCGAAGGAAUGCGAGGCAAGAUCGAAGAGCUGCUACGUGAGCUGUCAAGAGGCUUGAUCGAAGAAGACGAGGACGACAGCCCCUCCGAUGAAGACAUUGCCGGUUGGAAGAGGGAGGAGCUGCUCAAACAAGCGGUGAUCAUACUUGGCAAGUCGAUCUAUCUCAAUCCCCUGCGGAUGACAUUGCUAAUACUUAACAGGGAAAUACCGUGAACUUCAAGGUAUCACAGUACCAU